AGCUAAUAUAGUAAAUAGUUGAUUUGGGGUAAAAAUGUAUGAUACCUGAUACAACAACUAAUAAUAGAAAAAAUAAAAUAACAUAGAAUGUUGUUGUUGUUUUAUUGUCUUUGGUUUUGCUGCGUUCUACUACUGACUUGGGUGGGCCUUCAUUCCUUGCCAAAUUUCGCCUAGCUUUAACCACCAUCUACACUAUUAAACACUAUUUACAAUAUUCCCACUAUUAUACUAUUAACUGGUUAUUAUCCCCAAAAAUAUCAACAACAUUAAAUAAAAUUAUAAACAGAACUAUAGAGGAAAAAUUAAAUAUUAAUGAUUAUACAUGUUAAUGUGUAGAAAAAUUAGGAUGGGGUGUAAGUGACAUUAUUUCUUGUUUUUUUAACCUUUUUAGUAGGUUUUAAUUUCGUUAAAUACAAAUCCGGCGAACUUAACGCGUCGUCAGAUCUAUCGUCCACAGAAGUUUUAACAUCACUAUUUUCAAGUUUAAUCUUUCUUUUAGAGCUUGAAGAUUUAAUCAUUUGUGUUGUGAAUAACUUGGUCAGCUUUGUUUUAAUUGACGUCGGGACUUUUGCGUAUAAAUUUUCCUCGUUUUUAAGUCGCAAACUUGCAAUAUUAUCGACUAACAUAUCCUUUGUUAUUCCCAUCCUUUUCAUAUACUCUACACAAUCUUCUAAACUUCCCAUCAUCAAUUUUUUCAUGGUCUAAAAACAUUUUAACGUAGUUAUGAUCUAUAUCGUGUUUACUAAGAGAAGCAAAAUAGUCAAUCGAGGGGAAAUUUUUAGUUUCAUAAUACGAUCAUAUUUGAACUAUAAAGUUGGGGGUGAUACAGUUUGAUAGAGAAUAUUUAGAAAACCGUCGAUGAUAAGGUUAUAUCCGUAGAGUGAAGUUUUAUUGCAUAGAUUGGUACUGAUUUCUUUUAAAAGUCGUCUAAAGAAUUUUAAUUGAUAUUUUUUACUUGUUUUUGUUUGUGGUUGAAAACUUUCCGAGCCAUUGCGGAAAUGAUAGUCUUUCCUUCAAAACACUUACACACUUAUUUAUCUAAUCCAUCAAUAACAUAAUUUUAACCAUAUUUAAUGCUAGAUAACUAUGUUAAUAGUGUAAAUUGGAGUAUGUAAAAAACCUCGAUUGAU
Messenger RNA from Theileria parva strain Muguga, 1130 nucleotides. RefSeq lists its product as uncharacterized. The transcript is spliced from 3 exons. Lineage: Eukaryota; Apicomplexa; Aconoidasida; Piroplasmida; Theileriidae. Bases 724 to 834 code for a protein of 36 amino acids. The record is from RefSeq and is a predicted model, not a curated record.